Messenger RNA from Cajanus cajan (pigeon pea), 1260 nucleotides. RefSeq names its product peroxidase 59. The record is from RefSeq and is a predicted model, not a curated record. Gene Ontology annotation, molecular function: peroxidase activity; heme binding. NCBI's taxonomy places the organism in Eukaryota, Viridiplantae, Streptophyta, Magnoliopsida, Fabales, Fabaceae. Gene Ontology annotation, biological process: response to oxidative stress; hydrogen peroxide catabolic process.
AUGAAUAGAUCCUCUAAUGCAUAUUUUUGGCUUAUGAAUUUGUUCAUUUUGAGUGUGGGUGUAAGGUCCCAAUUGACCCCUGAUUUUUAUAGGACAACAUGCCCUGAUGUUUUCAGAAUAGUUAGGAGAGAGGUACAAAAUGCUCUGAGAAAUGAGAUGCGAAUGGGUGCUUCUUUGCUUCGUCUUCACUUCCAUGAUUGCUUUGUUAAUGGUUGUGAUGGUUCAGUUCUGCUGGAUGGAGGCGAAGAAAGUGAGAAAUUUGCUACUCCUAACCUGAAUUCUGCUAGAGGAUUUGAAGUUAUAGACAGAAUCAAAAGUUCAGUGGAGAGUGCUUGUAAUGGAGUUGUGUCCUGUGCUGAUAUAUUAGCCAUAGCAGCCAGAGAUUCUGUCCUCCUUAGUGGGGGUCCCUUUUGGUAUGUUCAGCUAGGACGAAGAGAUGGAUUAAUAUCAAACGGGACACUGGCUAAUGUUUCAAUUCCUUCUCCAUUUGACUCACUAGAUACCAUCGUUUCAAAGUUUAAUAACGUUGGCCUCGAUCUCAAAGACGUUGUUACUUUGUCAGGUUCCCACACAAUAGGACGAGCAAGGUGCACAUUUUUCAGCAACAGAUUGUUCAACUUCUCAGGAACCGAGUCACCAGACAGAACAAUAGAACCCACUAUGCUCACUGAACUGCAAAAUUUGUGCCUACAAAACGGUGAUGGUAACACAACCACUGUGCUGGACCAAGAGUCAGUGGAUCUGUUUGAUAACCACUACUUCAAGAACUUGCUCGAUGCAAAGGGUGUUCUUAGCUCUGACCAGAUUCUCUUUUCCAGUAAUAAUGCCACAGCAACUACUAAACCUUUGGUCCAAUUUUACAGCGUUAAUGAGAGAGUUUUCUUCAUGGAAUUUGCCCAUGCCAUGAUCAAGAUGGGGAAUAUAAAUCCUCUAACUGAUUCUGAGGGUGAGAUUAGGAAGAAUUGCAGGGUGAUUAAUUCUUGAAAAUGUGAUGAAUUAAGACAUUGGACAGAUAAAAAGUUUAGGAAAUAGCUAGGGGAAGCAUCUCAAGUCUUUAUAUGUACAUUGAACGGGUUUGAAUGUACGUGCUUGAUGUGUGUUUGUAUUUUACAUAAAUAAAUUUUGAACAAAUCUUUUGCUAAUUUCUACAUUGAUUUAUUUAUCAAUUUAAUUUAAACUAGCAGAAAAACAAAAUAUUUCGUACCUCUGUAAAAAUAAAAUUAAUAAAUAAAUAAAUAGACAGUUAAUAUCUUGGAGUAA